This is a messenger RNA of Durusdinium trenchii, 5385 nucleotides long. Lineage: Eukaryota; Dinophyceae; Suessiales; Symbiodiniaceae. The record is from the annotation of a GenBank genome assembly.
AUGCAACUCUUGAGCUAUUUUGUAGUUGGUUUGACAUUGGGAAGUGCCUCUGAUGCUUCACUCCACCGAGUCCUCGUGGAAUUGGGUCUUCCGGAGCAUCAAGCGGAGGAGGCGUUGAAGCAGGGCUGCGCUGCAGAGGGUGUCCGAUGCAAUGCUCAAGGGCAUCUGGUGAGCCUGGCCCUCCCAAAUCGCAGUCUUCGAGGGCGACUUUCGAAGGAAGUGGGAGAGCUUCAGUGGUUGCAAAAGCUUGACCUAAGAGCCAACCAGCUAAAGGGCGAAAUUCCCAAGGAACUUGGUCAGCUUGAGGCUCUUGAGGAGCUGGACAUGUCCGGCAAUCUGCUGAAUGGCCAUGUUCCCAAAGAACUUGGCCGACUGAAAUAUCUCUGCGAGCUUCACCUCAACAACAACAGCCUCAAUGGUGACAUUCCGAUGGAGCUCAGCCAGCUCCAGUCCUUGCGCGUUUUGGGCCUUGAGGGGAAUCAACUGUCGGGCAACAUUCCCAGAGAGUUUCGGCAACUUCAACUUCUAAGGGUCUUGGAUCUGUCGGGCAACCAGCUGGAUGGCGAGAUUCCCAAAGAGCUUGGUCAGUUGCAGGCUCUGGAAGAGCUGCAUUUGACGCGGAACCAGUUGACGGGGGAUGGUCGAAGCAUUUCAGUCCUGAUGAACUCCAACGUGUGUCUAGAAGUAUUGGAUCUCAGCUACAACCUCUUGAGCGGAGAGCUGGAUGUAGACGUGUCCGUGGAGGCAGUCAGGGAGCUCCAACACCUGGAUCUGAGCCACAAUAAGUUUGUGGGUGACAUCUCAAGGCUAGUAGACCCAUUCUGCAAAUCGAAUCCUGUGGGAGGAUCACUACAAGAACUUCGCCUCAAUCACAAUGAACUCACAGGAGAGGUGCCACUGUGCUUGAUGCAGUUCCAGAAGUUGAACUUCCUUGCCUUAAAUAACAACUGGUUGCAAGGCUCACUUCCAGAAGUUAACGCCUCAGAACUGGUUGUCCUGUCUUUGCACAAGAACAAGUUGUCCGGUGUUCUUCCCAAAAGCCUUCACCAACUGAGUCGCCUCGGUGUGUUGACCCUGCACAAGAAUUCCAUGAGGGGGUCCAUCGGUGGCCUGCGCUUAAGUUCCGCGCAGUGUAUGGACAAUUCCAAGUUCCGGAUGGAGGGGCUCCGGUGUGAGGGAUGGAGACGAUCCUUCGAAGGCUUGCAGUCGGAGGAAGUGGCGGAAGUGGUGGAAGUGGAUCGCCUCCGGCAACUGGAAGCUAACUGCCCUACGUUAUUUGGAUGUUUAAGGAGCGAGGGUACGGCAUUCAUCACGUUACACCGCAAUCGCUUCUCCUGUGCAGUGCCCAAGAACAUUGCCACGGGCAAGGUGACCGUGGUGGGUCUGGUCAUCAUGGGAAACAUGCUGGGGGUGGGGCAAGAGCUGAAUUCAUCUUGGAUCCAAGCUGAGGAGAAGCAAUCCUUUCUCUACUACUCGCGGGAAGUCGAAAAGUCCAACUUCUAUGUGCUUUGCGGCUUUGUGGUUUUGCUCUUCUUUGCUGCUUUGUGUUAUCCACAACGGAGGAGGCUUCACCAAGCCUCGCGAAACUUGGAUUUCGACAGCACUGCUUGCAUUGCAUCAUCCAGCUUUGCAUUGCAAGAAAGCGAGAUGGAGGUCAAUGAGUUUGAGAUGUCUGAGGUGCGUCGAUCGCCCGAGGCUUCCGUGGGCGACGUGGCGUGUCCCGAGAUGGAAAGGGAUUUGGGGCAUUGUGACUGGUGUGCGUUUCUUUGCCAAGUGUGUGGCUGGUGGGAGACUCACAAGGCAUGUGUGAACUUGAACCACUUCAUCACCCGCGUGGUCUUCGGCUUCGCGAGUUUCCCUGGAAGCGAGGCGGAGGUGGUGGCAAAGAACCCCUGCUCUGCGAAAGGUUUUUCUUGCAAUGCAAGAGGGCAAAUCACAAGGCUGGAGCUCUUCUUGAAGAAUCUUGGAGGGAAACUCCCCAAAGAGCUCUGCGAAUUUGAUGCUCUGUAUCACCUAGACCUUGAUGACAACCAGCUCACGGGUGAGAUUCCUAAGGAACUUGGCCAGCUCAAGACACUGGAAGUGCUUUCCUUGAAAAGAAACAAACUGAGCGGCAAGAUCCCGAAGGAGCUUGGCCAGAUGCGCGCAAUGCGCAAGCUGCACUUGAGUUUCAAUCAGCUUGAUGGGGAAGUCCCCGAGGAGCUCGGCCAGAUUCCGCAGCUGGAAAUUCUUCACCUAAACGACAAUCGUUUGACAGGCCACAUUUCCAAGGAACUCGGCAAGCUCUCAGUCUUGCGAUUCUUGAGCUUUGCUAGCAACCAGCUGACAGGGCCAAUUCCCAGAGAGCUUGGCGGCUUGCGAUUUUUGGAGUCCCUUCUCUUGCAGGAAAACCAACUGACCGGCCACAUUCCCCUACAGCUGGGUCAUCUUCACCUCUUGCAAAGAUUAGACUUGUCAGACAACCAGAUUAGUGGCACAAUCCCCAAGGAGCUGGGCAACCUGUUUUUUCUGAGAUUUUUGCUUUUGAACAACAAUCAGCUUGAGGGGGACAUUCCCAAAGAAUUUGGACGGCUCAAGAAUUUGCUAUAUCUUCAGCUCAACCGGAAUCGCUUGAGGGGCCAAAUUCCAAAAGAGCUGGGUGAGCUCUCGCAGUUGCACAGUGUGGAUCUUUUUGGCAACCAAUUGAAUGGUGAGAUUCCCAGGGAGCUUGGUCAGCUGCAAGCUUUGGAGACACUGGAUCUUUCUCAGAAUUGGCUGAAGGGCGAAAUCCCCAAGGAGUUUGAUCAGCUCCGGGCAUUGGAAAAACUGGAACUGUCAAGCAAUCAGCUGAAGGGCGAGUUGCCUAACCUGAAGUCACUGGACAUGUUGGCAGAGCUUUUGCUGUCACGCAAUUUGUUCACCGGGACAGGACAUGACAUUGAAGGUCUAUUCUCCCUGAUGCGAUUGAAGGUCUUGGAUCUCAGUCACAACUCUUUUAGUGGAGAGCUCAACCUGCAACUGUCUUUGGAGUCUGAGGAGCUUCGGCGUGUGGAUUUGAGCCACAAUCAGCUGUCAGGUGACAUCUCAAGGUUUGUGGAGCCAUUUUGCAAGUUGAAUCCUGUCGGGGGAUCACUACAAGAGCUUCGCCUCAACCACAACGAGUUCAAUGGUCGCGCCAAGUACACAGGCUCAGUGGCAGGCUUGGAAGCUCAGGUGGAGGUGAAGGAGCCUGAAAGCCCAGCCGAGGGCGGCUCUCAGCCGGAUGCCGUCCACAAGGUGCUUGCAGAGCUGGGUUUCCCUGAAGUUGAUCUGGAAGUUCAGAAGCUGUGCUCCCUGGAGGGCUUCAGCUGCGAUGCGCACCAGCGGCUCGUCCGCCUGGACCUGUCGCUUCGGGACCUUCGGGGGCGACUCCCCAAGGAGCUGGGCGAGCUUGAGGCGCUCGAAGAGCUGGACCUGAUGGGCAACCAGCUGAAAGGUGAGAUUCCCAAGGAGCUUGGCCAGCUUAAGAAACUCAGAGAGUUGGAGCUUUCGAAGAACCAGCUGAAUGGCCCAAUCCCUCAUGAGCUUGGGCAGCUCCAUUUGUUAGAACGGCUUUUGUUGGGUCAGAAUGAGCUCGUGGGUGAAAUCCCUUCUGAGCUUGGCCAACUGGAGCUGUUGGAGGAACUGACUUUGGCGCGAAACCAACUUGAAGGUUCCAUUCCUCCAGAGCUUGGCAGGCUCACGGCCUUGGAGGUCUUGGAUUUGUCUCAGAAUCGGCUGACAGGCCCAGUGCCGGAGGAGCUCUGUGAACUUCAGACUCUUGAUUGGUUAGACCUCUCGCAGAAUCAGCUGGCUGGCGAGCUUCCAGCUUCACUGGGCCAGCUGGAGAGCUUAGAGAAGUUGGAUUUGUCUGAGAAUCACUUUCAGGGCCCAAUCCCUGCAGAUCUGGGCCAUCUCUCCUCCCUUGUCAUGCUUGACUUGCUGGGCAAUCGGCUUUCAGGGUCGAUUCCACCCGAGCUGCGCGGCUUGCGCCUGUUGCGCGUGCUGAGCCUCGCAGAGAACCAGCUGACGGGGGAGAUCCCGUGGCAGCUGUCAGAGCUGAUGAACUUGGAAGUGCUGAGCUUGGAGAAAAAUCACUUGGUGGGUGAGAUUCCCCCGCAGCUGGGCCAGCUCAAGUCCUUGAAGCUACUGCACCUGAGUUGGAAUCAGCUAGUGGGUGAACUCCCUGGGGAAAUUUCAGAGCUGGAGUCUUUGGAAGAGCUGGCACUGGCUGAAAACCAGCUGGGAGGUGCCAAAUCCUUGGCUUCUUUUUGGACGCUGCCACAUCUUCAAGUUUUAGAUCUCAGCCACAAUUCCUUCAGUGGAGAGCUCGGGUGGGGAAACCAGCAGCACGAAGCCGCGAGUCGCUCCAAGUCGAAGCUCCGGCAUCUGGAUCUGAGCCACAACCAAUUUCACGGCAGUCUCUUUGGACUGGCAGAGGUUUUUUGCGCCAGCCCUGUGGGUGGUGUCUUGCAAGAGCUUCGGCUCAACCACAACGACUUCACAGGGGAUGUGCCAGCAUGUUUGAUGCAAUUUCGCCGUUUGACUCUACUGACGCUCAACAAUAACCAUUUGCAGGGCUCACUUCCGGACGUGAAUGCCACGGACCUGGUGGUUUUAGCCUUGCACCAGAACCACUUGUCUGGUGUGCUUCCCAGCCUUCACCAGCUACAGCACCUGGGUGUGUUGACGUUGCACGAGAACUCCAUCGGGGGUUCCAUCAGUGACUUGAGCUUAAGUGCCAUUUGUAUGGACAACUCUAAGUUCCGCAUGGAGGGAAGGGGCUGCAAGGAGCUCAAGAUGAUGAAGAGUUGGUUCAAAUACUCCGAGGAGCAGAAAAACACCUCGUCUCUCGAUCAUAUUUUCAUGGAGCAAGUGCAGCGCAUUGAGAGCAACUGCCCCAGCUGGAUUGGUUGCCCCAGCACCGGACGCGCGAACGUCACCUUGCACCGAAACCGCUUCUCCUGCAGCGUGCCGGAGCGCCUGGGGAAUGUGAGUGUGAUCGGCUUAGUGAUCAUGGGCAAUAUGCUGGGCUUGGGGCGCGAGCUGAACUCCUCUUGGAUUCUACCAGAAGAGCAGCAGUCCUUUCUGUACUACUCCUACGAGGUUUGGACAUCCAACAUCUAUGCCUUGGGAGGUUUUCUCCUGCUGCUCUUCUUCGUGCUCUUGUGCCAUUUACCGCAGCGGCGGCGGGUGCAGGAGACAUCACGGAACCUGGACGUGAGCACCACAGCUCGAGUGGUUUCUUCAAACCUGGCCUUGUUGAAAGCAGCCCGUGCGGUCUUUCUGCUCGCCAGCCCGCUGUUGAUGCUUUUUUUGGUGCAGCGGAAGAUACUACGAAUGCAGCCCGCCCCUGUGGCAAACCACCGCUGCAAACUUCAAAGCUGA